Molecule: messenger RNA, 336 nt
Organism: Ilex paraguariensis (yerba mate)
Lineage: Eukaryota; Viridiplantae; Streptophyta; Magnoliopsida; Aquifoliales; Aquifoliaceae
Source: the annotation of a GenBank genome assembly
AUGUUUAUGAGACUAAUGAGCAUAGCCAGUAAGAUGAGAGAUGAGUAUGGUAAGGCGGGUACAAUAGCAGAACAAGCACUAUCUUCAGUCAGAACUGUUUAUUCUUUUGUGGGAGAGGACAAAACUGUUGCUGAGUACUCUGAUUCUCUUCAAGGGACUGUGAAUUUGGGUUUGAAGCAAGGCUUAACAAAGGGUUUGGCCAUUGGUAGCAAUGGAAUUGUCUAUGCGAUUUGGGCUUUCUUGUCUUAUUAUGGUAGCAGAAUGGUCAUGUACCAUGGGGCUCGCGGAGGCACCGUGUUUGUGGUUGGCACAACCAUUGCCAUCGGCGGAUUGUAA